GCGCCACGGCUCAAGGAAUUGCAUUCGUCGUUCUUUCCGUCACUCCUUCCACCUCCCAAUCGUGGGAACCAGCUUAGGUGUCGACUUCACUCUUUCAGUCGAUCUCCGUCCCGUCCUUUUCAUCGAUGCAAUUCCCCGUGUUCCGCUCGAACUCAAGUUCAGCGAGUCCCUAGCCCUCGAGCAACAGCCCUUGGCUUCGGAAGUCCGUACACGAUCGCUUUGCAACUACAGCUUUACGCAAGGUCAACACUCUUUUGCAGCAGCAGCAACAACAACAACCGAAUAAUCAAAAGAAACCGUCAUUCAUUACACAACAUGGACUCAGUCAAGAGACUCAUCGUUCGAGGCGGCGAGGAAAAGGAUAAUAGCCUGGUCAUCAAUCUCCUGAUUGCCCUUCUCGCCCUACUCUUCGCCGGUCUCGUCGCCUUUGCGCUCCUUGUCCUGCUGCGGAGGAGGCGCAGGCAAAAGCAAAUGAUGGACGAAAAGCUACCUCAGUAUGAAGACGUCAAGAGGACGGGCAAUCACCGGCGACUCACCAUCCAAACCGGCAAUGGCAAUGGUCGGUCGAGCGUUAUCGUCGUCGAAAACCACGGCCAGCCAAUGCUGGCGAACCCGCGCUCUCCCCCUUACUCUCCCGACAAUGUUCCCGAGAUCCACAUCACGUUCCCCGACGAGCAAGACGAGCAGGGUCGUCCCAAGAGCGGCCGGGUGGUUGUCGUCAGGGUGGGCGAUACCGGCGUCGGUCUUGAACCUCUGCACGACGAGCAGCUCCCCGCCUAUGAGAAGGAGAGCAAGACACAGUUCUACUCCAUCGACAUGGACAGGAUCGGCGGCCUGAAGGAGAAGGAAUUUCACUGAGCCGCGAUACAAGCUAGGCGCUCAGGAAAGCUGCUAGCCGAAACGAACGAUUAUAUUUUCCUUCUUUUUUGUUUCCAUCAGCCACUGACCUGGCGAUCUCUUAUGAUCUGAUGGGCGUGUGGAGUUGCGAUGACGAUCAGGGAACGAACACAGAUACCACCAUACACUCGCCGGCCACUUCCACUUUUGCUUCUAUCUUGGGAGUGUUCGCGGGGGCCCCAUUUCCGGCAUCUCAGGAUGGUGUAGACAGGGCACGGUAUCUUUGGGAAGCUGGUUGGAAGACGGGAGGAUCUGGUUGCACCAACUUGGCGCUACGGUGCCGCGAUAACCCGGCUCCCCAACCUGUUUGACCGUGGACGUGUGGGAGAAACAAAGCAGGGAGGGGAGGUCGGGGCAAUUCACGCGUCGUGAGCGCGACCGAACACGAUUCUGGUACUGGUUAUUGGACAGCGCGUUGAGCGGACGUGGGGUAUACUUCCAGGAACAUAUUUCUCUAUUGUAUAAUUCUUAUUCUACGCCUGCCGUCAGGUAGGCCUUUUCGUUCCUCAUCUACCUUUUUUGAGGGGCCGAGCCUGCCGCAGUUAACUUUCUUUGCUUCCUUGGUCCGGUAAAAAACAUGGGAUGAGGUGUUC
Messenger RNA from Thermothelomyces thermophilus ATCC 42464, 1490 nucleotides. RefSeq lists its product as uncharacterized. The transcript has 2 exons. NCBI's taxonomy places the organism in Eukaryota, Fungi, Ascomycota, Sordariomycetes, Sordariales, Chaetomiaceae. The coding region runs from base 316 to 858 and encodes 180 amino acids. The record is from RefSeq and is a predicted model, not a curated record.